Molecule: messenger RNA, 1140 nt
Organism: Triticum urartu
Lineage: Eukaryota; Viridiplantae; Streptophyta; Magnoliopsida; Poales; Poaceae
Source: RefSeq, a predicted model, not a curated record
CGCACCGCCCUCGAGCGCCACACAUCUCCGUUCCCUCGCAGCCACAGCCAGUCAACCACGGCCCGCGCCUUCUUCCCCCGUCCAUCCAUAGGUAGAUCCCCCGCCACGCCGCCGCCGCCGCCCCCACCCACCUGCAGCCACGGCGCGGGCCUCCCGGUCGCCAUGAGCAGCCGCGCCGGAGACGUCGCCGGCCACGCCCUCCCCACCUCCCCCGCCACCAAACCCGGCCCGGAGGCGCCGUCCCCGAUGAACGGUGGCGACUUCCCGGCCGACCUGCUGCGGGCGGUCCUGCACCGGCUCCCGCCCGCGGACGUCGCGCGGGCGGCCUGCGUCUGCCGCCUCUGGCGCGCCGUCGCCUCCGACCGCGCCGUGCUGGAGGCCGCCUUCCGCGCGCCCUGGGGCGUGCGCCGCGUCCUCGGCGACCCGGCCACCAGGGCCUUCUGGCGCGCCGCCUCCCUCGCCCGCUUCGCGCUCUCGCACACCGUCCGUCGCGGGGACACCGUCCCCGGCGUCGCGCUCAAGUACUCCGUCCAGGUGACCGAUAUCAAACGGUUCAACAACAUGAUGAGUGACCACGGUAUCUACUCGAGGGAGAGGCUUCUAAUACCAAUCAGUGAUCCAGAAAUCCUUCUGGGGAGCACAUGCUACAUUGAGAUGGAUCACAACUCAAAGAGAGAGGUCGCGGUCUUUUAUCCCGAGGGCCACCCGAAUAGAAACGCAGAAUCCGUGGCAAACGCUGCAGCUGCAAAAAGGCAAAGCAAACGGAUUCUCGAGUCGGUGAGGCGAAGCUUGCAUGUGGAUGACGGAACUGCCGAGUACUACCUGUCCGUCACAGGUGGCGAUCCGAGAGCUGCUAUGAUGGAGUUCUCGGAGGACCUUAGGUGGGAGCAGCGACAAGCGGGCCAUUAGAUGCAGGCCAGUGGGAAGUAUAUACAAGGGUAUUGGUGUAUAGGUGAGUAUACAUAUCAUUUGAUGAUCUCUACGUACUUGUCUGCUUGAACCAUUACUGGGUUGCCCCUCUCCCAUGUGUAAUAUAGUAAUGUGGAACUGUGGACCUGUGUAAGGUGAACUUGAAAGAUGAUAAUUGUAGCAAGUACUGUAUAGCAUUUGCACUUGAAAAGGAACAUUCAUCAGCUCGAA